Cladocopium goreaui is the source of this 1845-nucleotide messenger RNA. The record is from the annotation of a GenBank genome assembly. Lineage: Eukaryota; Dinophyceae; Suessiales; Symbiodiniaceae.
AUGCGCGGCUUUGGCGCAUCCCGACCACCCAAGCCACCUGCUGCGCAGCAGCGACUGUCUUCGCCCGGAUCAUCGCCUGCGCUGCAGCUGCGUGGGCGGAACUUGGCGCAGGCCAAAUGCGGUGGACCCAUUUCAGAGGACACCCAUGGCGCUUGGUCUCCCCACACCGUAGAGAUCCAGGCUGAAGAUGGCGAAGUCUUUGCCCUGCGGCCCUGUGGGGAGGUUUUAGCCCUGAAGCCCAAGGACACAGCCAGGCAGGCCCUGCCGCGGCUCGGGCUUGUCUUUUUAACGUCCCUGCAGGAAGUCCUUUUGGAACGUGAGAUGAAGACGGUGAAGACGGUGAAAGCGCCGGAUGCAGCUGGAAGGCACACCACGGAGACCACGAAGACUACGGAGACGGGAAAGGAGCUGCCAGAUCCCCCAACAGACCGUGCAGACGCCCGGGCACGCCCCAGUCCGGGGCGCCCGCGGAAGGCGGCUUGCGCUGGCAGCACCGACAUAGCAGCCGUACCAGAGGCACUUGCGGCAGCUGUAGCCCAGCUGGUGGAUGCAGCAAAUGUCGUGGCAGCUGCGGCGAGGAAGACAGACAAGACGCAGCCUCUCGAUGGUGAUGCCGAACGGCCCAAGUCUACGCCUUCAAAACCGCCCCUGAUGAGCGGGCCCAAGGUAGCAGCAUCGCCAGGGAAGGGGCCGUUGUCCAAGGGCCUGGCUGAGCCCAGGACUCCUGAAAGGUUGGCGCGCCGCAGCCAAAGCGCAGCACCUGCAGAAGCCCGAGGUGGGGCUCUCCGGGAAGCGCCUCGGCCUUGUCAGCGCGUGAAGAGUUCCAGCGAGUCCCCGGGGGCGCGUGCAAGAAACAGCUUGAUGAGCAAGUACGCCGAUUUGGACCACGUGCUGGUGCUCCCCUCAGAGGCCAUGCAAUGGUGCAGGGGCCGUUUCGAGGAGGACAAAAGCCCUCAGGCCCCUGAGGCAGUGUCAAGCGAGUCGAGUUUGAAAGAUGACCUCCAAGAAGUUCUGGCCAACGCAUUGUCACCGCAGCGGACCAUUCGCAUUGAAGCAAUGGGGUCCAGCGCGUCACAGGCAGAUAAUGCAACAGCAUCAAUGCCGAAUGACGCCUCUUGCGAUUCCUUGGCCACACGCCUGGCCCAGCUAAGCCCACAGCAGCGCUUGGCGCUGCAGGAGUUGUUGAAGGUGGCGGAGAAGGUGCCCUCACGGACAGCUAAGUUGCCAGAGACGCCAAAGGAAAAAGGAGCGGAAACUCUGCUGUCGGGCGCGGAAUUUCUUGUGGAUGAACUCCCCAAGGCUUUCUUGGCAAUGCUUGCUGCAGCUGCAGCAUACCCUGAGGAUGUUUUUCUGCUCCGGUCGGAGGCAGUGCGGCAGGGACGGUCCAUGACGAUCCAUUUCCUUUCGAUUCCUUUCGCCUUCAGCCCUUCCAUGCCCUUCCGCACUUUUUUUCAAGGUGAUGAUGGGAUUGAUGGGUGCAUGAUUUUCCUUGACGAUCCCGGGGAUGCUGCCAACUUGGCGCUCGAAUGCCGUUUGGGCACCAAGAUGGGGAAGCAAGGCGAACGCAAGUGUCGCUCCAUGAGUUUCUUCCUAUCUUCGACCUUAAAGCAUUUGCCGGCCGCCGUCUUGGUGAACCGCAGGCCCAAACUGUGGGUCAAAGAGGCAGAUGAUGAUGCCAACUGGUAUAGGUUCCUUGUUGCGAAUAGCUCGGACGUGGGAAGCUUAGGGGUCAUCAAGACCAAGUGUGGACACUUCGAAGAAUCCUUUCGAAGAGCACUGGUGCAUCAGCCAAUCCCUGGUGAAAUGCAGGUGGUCCCAGAUAAAGGGCCAGACGAAGAGGACUGA